AUGUAUCUUCCGAGGACGCUUCUCUCGCAUCUCUACACGCAUCUGGUCCGCAACACGCAUCCGCUUUCACCACCCGUCUUGAUCCUCGUAUCCCUCGAUCCCGACGCCCUCUGCGCGUGCCGAAUCCUCACAGCACUCCUCAAACGCGACUACAUCCCCCACAAAGUUCAACCAGUAGCUGGCUACAGUGAAUUGUCUGCUGCCGGCAAGGAUCUGGUGCUUCCAUUGACGCGUCAACAUGGCGGUCAAGGUGGAAUUGUUGUCUGUCUAGGUGUUGGUGGCCUGGUCGAUUUGGAAGAGAUGCUCGGUCUGGAUGGAGGUGAAGAUGCAGAGACACAGAUGAACAUGUACGACCACGGUGUUGAAGUCUGGGUAGUCGAUGCGAGAAGACCCUGGAAUUUGCAAAACGUCUUUGGAACAGGAGCCAUGGCACCACCAGAGGAUCAAGAUGCUGGAAUCACCCCAGCCGUCGCCAAGAGGAGGAGAGGUGUUGAUGGAGGCAAGCUUCUACCAUCCUACACGCCUGGAAGAGGAGGUAUCAUUGUCUACGACGAUGGCGAUAUUGAGCAAGAGUUGAACGCCGAGAAAGAAGCCUUUUGUGCUCUACAAGACAUGCCCGAUAUCGAUGAAGAAGCAGACGAUGGUGAUCUAGACGAAGAGAGCGACGAUGNNAAGAUGCUGUCGACGACUCGCAAACACGAAAGCGAAAGACAUGGAGUGACGAUGAUGCAGAGGAAGAGGCCGUCAGUGACGAUGAUGGAGACAGACCAUAUCAGAGGCGGCGAAGUAACUCGGUUUAACUCAUCAAUACCCGCCACGCCCAGAUCACCAGCAUCACGACACGAACGAUUGGAAGUGUCCAACCACCCUUCGUCUUCACAACUUGGUCCAGUGCCUUCAUCACCACCGCUCCACCCCAAGCAGCCAUCAGCACGCUCACUUCGCCGCAAGUUGCUCAAGAUGAAGCGAAAGCACGAAGCCGUAUUGGAAGCCUACUACUCGUUAGGAACAUCAGCAUCUGAGCCAAUAUCUUCAAUGCUGUACUCGCUUGCCUCUGAGCUGGGCCGUGAAGACAAUGACCUUCUUUGGUUGGCGCUGGUCGGUAUGUCCUCUACAGAACUCUACGGCAGAUCCAAAACAGCAAAUACAGAAGCACGCCAAAACCCUUGGAAUUUGAGUCGCGGUGAUCAGAUUCGUGAUGUACUUCGCGAUGAAGUGCGCCGUCUCAACCCUGUACCCGCUUCAGAUAUCGCGAGAGAAAGAGACGAAGCUGGCGGCAUCAUACCCACUCAUGCACGCUCACCAACAGACACUUCAAUUCGUCUGUCACCAGAACCACGCUUCCUUCUGAUCAGACAUUGGUCUUUGUACGAGAGCAUGCUUCAUUCGCCAUAUCUGUCGUCACGACUACAUAUCUGGUCUGAUGCUGGAAAAAGAAGACUACACAAGCUUCUGGCCAAGAUGGGUGUCUCCCUUGCCGAAGCAGAAAAGGGCUACACACACAUGGACAUGGAACUCAAGCGCGGCCUACGAGAACGCCUCCUGAAGUUCGCUCCUAUGUACGGCCUUGACGGACUGGUACCAUCAGAAGACAGUCAUCGUCACAGACACGAAGGUUGGGGCUUUGUUCGCUCCUGGGGUUGGCAAGCCUGUCUCUCGGCCGUCGACGUCGCUGUCAUCACAAGCGCCAUUCUCGAAGUCGGUGCAGACCAGUCUUUUGAGACAAUCUCCGCCGCCAACCCACAUACCGAUUUCCGCAUGAAGGUCUUCUCUACACACUACAAUUCACGUAUGCAAGCACUACCCACACCACCUACAUCACACAAUGGCGACUCAUCACCCUCAGCAUCCCAAAUCGAGCACGAAACUUCAAUCUUGGAUCCUGACUGGACAACGAAUCGUUUCUUCGCCGCCUACGAUGCCCUGUCUCCUUCUUCAUCCGCACUACAACUUUUGCUGUCUCACGUACCCACUGCACAGCAUCUACACAGAGCUAUCCUCCGCACCGGCAGUGCAUUGAUUUCAAAACACCAGAUUCGUCACUUGCGCGCUUUCCGCAUGGGCGUCGUCCGCGAAGGCCCAGACGUGAAUCUCUUCAUUCACCCGGGUGCUCUCGUCAAACUCGCUACCUGGAUCUCUGAAGCCAUUUCAGUGCUGGAAGCAGAAAAGGGAGCCAAACGUACAGCAGACAAUGCACUGGUCCUCGCUGCUCUUGACGAGCGCAGAGGUGUUUAUGUCGUUGUCGGUCUUGGUGGUGGAGAUGCAGCUUCGGGACGUGUUCGAAGUCGCGCAGAGCAAAAAGCACGCGCUGACAAGAAAGCCGCUCGUGAAGUCAAGAAGGCAGAAAAGAAAGUCCAGAAAGCUGUACAGAAGGCACAGCGCAAGCAAGCUCGCCGUGAACGUGAUGAGGCCAAUGGCAUCUUUGUCGACUCUGAUGACGAGGCCUCUGAUGCUGAGUCUUUGUCCUCAGGCUCUGACUCUUCAGACUCGGAGGAUGAUUCGGAAGACGAGGAGGAAGCAGAGAAGAGAAAGCAGAGAGGCUAUGGAAGCAACAAGUUUGGGUCUGCGUUCCAGGAGGUGGUCGAGGAGACCGGAGCCAGAGUCCGAAUUGACUCAUUCGAACACGAGGUCGUUGAGGUCAAGAAGGAGGAUCUCAGUGGCUUCUUGGAAGCGUUGAGUUUCAAGGGUGUCGUCGGUUAA
Molecule: messenger RNA, 2700 nt
Organism: Aureobasidium uvarum
Lineage: Eukaryota; Fungi; Ascomycota; Dothideomycetes; Dothideales; Saccotheciaceae
Source: the annotation of a GenBank genome assembly